AUGGCCACAGCCUUUGUGCUCCUUGUGGGGGUCCUGCUCCCUUGCUGGGGCGAGUUCCUGCCCUUUAAAAAGAAGUUCAUGAAGGUUGGCGGGGGGGGGGGGGUGCCCAGGGAAGGAAGUACUAACCCCCCCUCCUCUCCUGCUCCUCUGGGGAGGGUGCAGGGGGGUGGGCACCUGGUGGUCACCAUCUCGUGGCUUCUCUUCCUGGACCCCUGGGGCCUUGGCGAUACCACGCAUCCUCACUCCCCUUCCCACACAGCCAGAGAGCUGGUGACACGAGAGUUGUCCCCACAGGUGAAUGGGGCUGAGUGCUCCCACCACUCUGAGUGUUCCAGUGACUGCUGCCUAAUAGACCUGGACCGUGCUGGUGCCUUCUGUGCCCCUAAGGCCAGAAUCGCCAUGCUGUGCUUGUUCCAGACCAAGGGAGCCAUCAACAUCAUAUGCCCCUGCCAAAGUGGCUUGAGCUGCAUAUCCAAGGACCCAGGCUGUUCCCGCCGGUGCCAUUUGAUUUAGAGGCGGACACAGGCUGGUUGCGGACCCCCUUCCCUCCCUCGGGGCCAGGGGCCCGAAGAGCCCCCAUCUUGCUCACAGUCCAGCUCCUGAGACAUUAAAGUCACUUCCUGACUCUGGCCUCUGU
Mirounga angustirostris (Northern elephant seal) is the source of this 637-nucleotide messenger RNA. RefSeq names its product colipase like 2 (gene CLPSL2). The record is from RefSeq and is a predicted model, not a curated record. Gene Ontology annotation, molecular function: enzyme activator activity. NCBI's taxonomy places the organism in Eukaryota, Metazoa, Chordata, Mammalia, Carnivora, Phocidae. Gene Ontology annotation, biological process: lipid catabolic process; digestion. The transcript has 3 exons. Gene Ontology annotation, cellular component: extracellular region. Bases 1 to 513 code for a protein of 170 amino acids.